Molecule: messenger RNA, 3350 nt
Organism: Pygocentrus nattereri (red-bellied piranha)
Lineage: Eukaryota; Metazoa; Chordata; Actinopteri; Characiformes; Serrasalmidae
Gene: spi1b
Product: Spi-1 proto-oncogene b
Exons: 6
Coding region: 560-1441 (293 amino acids)
Biological process (GO): cell differentiation; regulation of transcription by RNA polymerase II
Cellular component (GO): nucleus
Molecular function (GO): sequence-specific DNA binding; DNA-binding transcription factor activity, RNA polymerase II-specific
Source: RefSeq, a predicted model, not a curated record
UCACCCUUUUGAGAAUGGCUUCUAAAAUGCAGAAAUUAGAGGAGCCCUAAAGUCUUCUAAAGUGGCACCAAUUAUUCCUUCAUCCUACGUUAAAGCUUGUGGAAUGGCAGGCAGUAUGGAGGUGGACAGGAAGAAGCGUGUUGGCUGAGUUGUCUCUGAUUGGCUAUUGGGGGAGGUGACACUUCGCGUCUGUUCUAACUGAGUAGUUAUAAUCCCCACCUGACAUCACCCUAAAAUCAGGAACCAGCAGCAGACUCACACACAUACCCAAAAAUAAAGAAGUAACAAACAGAAAGCCCGAUCCUUUUGGUCACGCUUGCUGUUAGGCUAACGUGCUACUUGCACUGUCUCUGUAGCCACUUUCUUUUAGGGGCCCUGGGAGAUAGCUGUGUGGCCCCCACUGGAUAAGGUGCGUGCUUCUGUGUGUGUGUGUACAAGAUCUUUGGUUUCAUUUGGUAAGAGGAAAUUUCGAGUUGUGCAAUGGCUCGGGGACAGUUUUGAAAGCCAUUGAGAAAGGGUUAGCGCAAAGAGCUAGAGUCAGCGAAGGGGAGAAGACUCCAUGUUGCCUUCAUUCAGAAUGGAGGGGUACAUCAUCCCACCUAAAAUAACCCGGACUGGCUGGAUGUCACAGACACCAUCUGAGUUUAAAGAUUACUGGGCACUUGUAAACAAAGAUCCAUCGGACGAAAUGAUCUAUGAAUCUGACAUCUAUCGGCCGCCAAUGGAAUACCAAUAUAUAAUCGAUGGAGAAGGCCAAAGUGAUCACACUUGGGAGUAUAACCCCCACCCUAUCCACUCAGGAGACUUUGAGAACCUGCCAGAGAGCCACUUCACAGAGCUACAGAGUGUGCCACAGGUUCACCCAUCCAGCAUGCAUCAGCGCUUCAGUGAGAUGGAGUCCAGCCACUUUCUUGACCCCAGUCUGCCUGGACCCCACAUUGCCCUCUCCCCUCCACAGAUGACCUAUUUGCCCCGGCCAUCGGUGUGUUACCCCCAUAGCGUGCAGCCCUCACCUCUCCUGCGGAGUUCAGAUGAUGACGACCCCGGCAGCCGUAGCCCACCACUGGAGGUGUCUGAUGAAGAGUGCAUGAGGGACCACAUCAGCUCCACUACCGGAGUAGAACACGGAAACAAGAAGAAGAUUCGUCUGUAUCAGUUCCUGCUGGACCUUCUGCGAAACGGGGACAUGAAGGACAGCAUCUGGUGGGUGGACAGAGAAAAGGGAACUUUCCAGUUCUCUUCCAAACACAAAGAGGCCCUGGCCCACCGCUGGGGCGUACAGAAGGGCAACCGCAAGAAGAUGACCUACCAGAAGAUGGCCAGGGCGCUGAGAAACUACGGCAAGACCGGAGAGGUCAAAAAGAUCAAGAAGAAGCUCACCUACCAGUUCAGCGGCGAGGUGCUCGGGAAGAGCCAUCUAGAUAGGAAGCUGUACAUGUAAAGCGAUAGGAAAGAAAGAAAGGAAGAAAGAAAGAAAGACAACAGAGACUUGGUGCAUGGAAGAUGAUCUCUUUCUGUUCAAGAAAGUUCUGCUCAUUUGGACUUCGAGCAUCUCACUCUUUUGGUUGGCCGACCUUACAUGUUUUCUUUUAUGUUCCAUUUUAGAUUAUUCACCUUUGCAUUAAUGAAAUGAACUUUGUCUUUGAACUACUAGCCCACAGAUCACAAGGCCAUUACAGGUGCAGGGCCACAUAUGAAAACAUUUCAUGUUUACCAGAUGUGAAAAACGCCCUGAGGGUGAAGGUGAAAAUAAAAGUAAGAAGCAUAGUAAGUUAUAAAACUAAAUCAAAUGGCUCUCAAGCAAGGGCAGUUGUUAACGUCUAUGCUGAGCAUGAUGGGGGGAAAAAAAAUCACAAAAAUACAAAAGCAGAAGUGAAAACAAAUGACACAGGCUCACGCUGUACGGAAAAUACGGCACUUGUCUCGUCUGGCCAGCACACACAGGGUGACUUUUAGUCUCUGUUUUUACCCUCCCAGCAAGGGUGCUUUUCUUAACAACACUUAAAAAUAAAGGUUACCAAAUGGUUCUUAGCUCAGACAUACGGUUCUAGAAAACCUUUAGUUGUAGAGGUUCUUUAAAGGGCCUACAUUCUACUUUGUGUGUAUUUUAUUUAAUUUUUUCCCCCAGAGAUUGAUUUAUAAUCUUUGUAUGGCAUGAAGCAAAACAGCCCUUAUUCUUUUUUCAGGCUGUUUUUAUUACUGUGCCUUUAAAACUGGUGUAUUUAAAUGACCUCUGUUCUGAUUGGCUGCCCUGUGUCUUGUCUCAUUGUAAAAACAGUUGAGGUUUAAUCACUCUGUAUAGCUUCAGCAUGGAUGUGCAGGGCUAAUCUGCUGUAGGCUGAAUAGCAAGAUAUAUGCAAAUUAGCUGGUUUUCAUGACAUCAUCAAACCAGCAAAAUCAAAAUGGGCUGUUUUUACAGCUUAGUUUCUAUGGACUGCAUGGGAAUGACACAUUUCGAAACUAUCGAUUCAUAGUAAUCAAACUCUUAUUUUAUAAACUUUCGAAAACAAUCUUCACCCAAAUAUGGCCUUUAAAGAACUGUCUAUUGAAAUGAUCUUUAGGGAAACAAAAGUGGUUCUUCUAUAUCAUCAAUCCAAUGAAUUCUUAUGGCACCUUUACUUUUAAGAGUGAAAUACGUGUAAAUGUUAAAGAUGGUGAGAGUAAGGUACAUGUUCUUUAAGUAUGGAGAAUGACCAGUCCUGUGCUCAUACAUGAGCUUGAUUAGUUAGAGGCAUAGAACUCUUAUCAUGAUAAAGGGCAUCAGAAGCCAGUGGCUGGACAUCAAAGUACAAAAUACUUUCUAAAGCUACAUUCAAAUAAAGCUAUUGGUGCAUUUUGUAAUUAUUAUUUUUAUGUAUUUUAUGAGCUGUUUGUUUUACCAUGUUUUUCAGGGUUUUCAUGAAGCAGUCUUCAAAAUCUGUUUGUAGGACACAUUAUGUGGACUAUUCAUUGCUUUUAUAAAAUUCAUGUACAUGUAUAUAAGUGUAGUUAAUUGUAUCAGUCCAUGGCCCUGUAGUCUAACUCUAUAUAUUGGCUGCCUUUGAGCUUUCUGUAAGCAGUGAGUGACGUUUUAUCUACAUUCCACUGAUUUCUACUUUAUUUUUUUUAUUUUAAUGAGUGGACAGUAAUCAACGGGUUCUGUGAAAACAACCUUUGACCCUGAAGUCAAAGAAAUACGCUGACCAACAAGCAUCUUGAAUAUGAGAGAACAGAUGAAAAUCAUUUGAGAUUGAAUUCUUGAUAUCAAAGAUGUAAAAAGAAAAUGCAAUGUAAUUAAAUUAAGAAAAAAAAUGUUACUGGAUCAUAUUCAAAACCCAGCUAUAUCACUAAAAAUGGCACGUUCAAAUCCC